GGCAAGGUAGCGGAGUUCGCGCCGCGUGCGCACGGCGCAGUAGCUAUAGGUCGUCCGCGGCUCGCCAGAACGAAAGCGCCGGCGAACGCUUGCUGUCGAAGCUGUUGGCUGGAUGACAGAGGAAGCGGCCGUAUCUCAAGAACUCCCACCCCCUUGCGCAGCAGAUCGUUCUCCCCCCCUUUUUUUUCUCUCACUCAGCAUCCUGUACACGCGUCCGUUUUCCGCCGUCUAUACGAAGAGGAACAACGCCGGGUCCGCGAUCAGCCUGCUGGUCGUUUCCACCCUGCAAUACGUCCGAGGGACGACGCGAGCCUGUUUCACGCCGCUGGAGCUUUAGAGACUGCUGAGCCUUCGAGUCGGUAGAACUCGCGAACCGACAUGGGAAAGCCAUCCGAAGAGGACGGCGCGACAAAAAUUCAAGCUAACGUCGGCUAUGCCAAGUCCAGAGAUGGCGUCUUCCAGAUCAUCGAAAUGGUGGUGGGCCUGGUGGCCUUCAUCUGCGUCGAGUCCGUGGCCGAGUGCCGAGGUGCCUUCAACUGCGCGCCUCCCGGCUGCGUGCACUCGUACCGCUUCUUCGCCUUCGUCAGCUUCGCCAACGUGCUCGUAACGGCCGCCAUCUUCGCGGCACGCAUGCUGGGCGCAGCGCACCGGGUGCCGGUGCCGGUCAGAUAUCGGCCGUUUGCGGAACGCCUGUACCUGAUUAUAACAAUCGUUUUGUACUUCUUCGCGGAUGCCUUCAUCAUUGCUUUUCACGGGAACCGUCUCGGAUACCAGUGUGCUGCUGUGCUGGGCGUAGCCACACUGGCCGCCUACUGCGUCCAUUUGGCGCUACUGAUGGCCGAGGCGCCGCUGGGUCAGCUCCUUCCCAAGCUGAGCGCCAAGACCAAAGCGGGCAGUGGGACCAAGGAGGACAGCGGGUCGCAGCUUUCGUGGGAGCCGCCCGCCGGAGUCGACGACGCCGACGGCGCGGCGCCUCAGCUGGGGCCCGUGGUGCUGCGACCGCGCCGCUCGUCCGUCGACUCCGGAGGAGGCGGCGGCGCCCGCCGGCCGGAACCGCCCGAUUCCAAGUCGUCCCCCUCGUCGCUCACUUCGUCCCGCAGCUCCUCGGACUGCGCCGAGACGGCUAGCGUGCACAGCGCGAACUUCGUCACCGUCAACCUGGACGACGUGACACAGCCGCCCGGCAGCAGCGAAGUGCCGUCGUGAAUGACACGUGUACGGACCACGUUUCGGCCGCCUCCGACAGGGUGUCCCAUAUUGGACAAUAAGCUGUGAUAUGCAUUGCCCGUGAGCCACAGGGACGGCGCGCACGCUAUGUUAUCGCUUUGUACCAUUCAAUGCGCGCGCGUUUCGUCUCGGCUGGUUCCGCGCAGCCUCUUGUGGAUCGCCUGACGCGCUAAAUGGUCUGAGGUCUCACGAGACAACGUGUUUCGUGACUCACGACCUAGGCGGACGCGAACACAGAGCGGACACAGGAACGCGCGCCGCGCCAAAGAAUCAACGCCAACCAAGUUAUUACGUAUACGCAAUUUCAAAUUCUUGCAAAGAAUGCUACUCAGUACUCACAGUGCCUCGUAUACAUGCGCAUCGUGUGACAGAUGUCGAUAUAUUUUUAUGUGAUUCUGUCGUGUGGUUUGCAGAACGAACUUAAUGAUAUACAUUCCAAAGUGAUACUGACAUGCAGUGAUGGUGGUCACAGUAACAAACCAUUGAAACAAUGCACCUUCAGCGUGCAACCAUGCAUGCUUUAAUUAUUGACGAUGAUAUUUUCUUUUAUGACAGGCUGAAUGUACUUGAUUUAUACGUCUUUGUACAAAUACAGCGUAAUUUGUCAUGAAAUAAUAAAAAAAAAUGUUUGCAGCAAC
Molecule: messenger RNA, 1865 nt
Organism: Rhipicephalus sanguineus (brown dog tick)
Lineage: Eukaryota; Metazoa; Arthropoda; Arachnida; Ixodida; Ixodidae
Exons: 5
Coding region: 379-1206 (275 amino acids)
Source: RefSeq, a predicted model, not a curated record